AUGAUUACCUUAAAACAUUUGCAUCUAUAUAAAUAUUAUUGUUUUUAUCGUUAUGACAGUUUUGAUAAGAGAUCCAAAAAACCUGUAGCAAUCAAAAUAAUUGAUCUUGAAGAUGCUGAAGAUGAAAUUGAAGAUAUUCAACAAGAAAUAAAAAUUCUUUCACAAUUGGAUUCACAAUAUUAUGGUUCAUUUCUCAAAGGAACUCAUUUAUGGAUUAUUAUGGAAUACUGUUCUGGAGGAUCUUGUUCCGAUUUACCAGGUGCUUUAAGAGAAGAAUAUGUAGCAAUCAUAUUACGGGAAUUAUUAAAAGGAUUGGACUAUCUUCAUUCAGAACACAAACUUCACAGAGAUAUAAAAGCGGCAAAUGUUCUUUUAAGUUCUACUGGAGAUGUUAAGUUAGCAGAUUUUGGGGUUUCUGGACAAAUCACAGCAACUUUAACAAAGAAGAAUACUUUCGUUGGAACACCGUAUUGGAUGGCACCCGAAGUCAUUCAACAAUCAGGGUAUGAUUUUAAGGCCGAUAUCUGGUCUUUGGGAAUAACUGCAAUCGAACUUGCUAAAGGCGAACCUCCUUAUGCGGAUCUUCAUCCAAUGAAAGUUCUUUUUCUUAUUCCUAAAGAUUCACCACCUUCUUUAGAGGAUGGCAUAUUUUCUAAACCAUUUAAAGAAUUUGUCGCGCUAUGCUUGGACAAAGACCCAAACAACCGGCCAUCUCCAAAAGAACUACUUAAACAUAAAUUUAUUAAGAGUGCAAAGAGGGCUACUUAUUUGACGGAAUUGAUUGAGCGUUACCAUAAAUGGUUGGCGGACGGUGGAGAUCAGAACGAUUCAGAUGAAUCAGUUUAUUUUGAGAACGGUAACAAGGAUGCGGAGGAUACUGAUUGGGAGUUUCCAAAUUCAGGUUCUUCUACAUCAUCGGAUGAUGAAACCUACUCUGGGGAUAAUGCCACAAUUGGACCAGCCAAAGGAAAACAGCUUGCAUUGAUGUUAAAUCAGGUAUCGAAAUCUAAUAACUCUGGUUAUGACACCAUAAAAUAUGUCAAUAUGGCAAAUGUGGAAGAUUAUGGGGAUACUGACCAAAACCAUGAUGAAAUUUCUCCUGUAACUGGUCCUGCGGUUUUUAAUGAGGUCAUUGUACCUUCUAUAGACAAUUUGCGCCAAAAUGCACCAUCCAAAAAAGCCCAAUCCACGUUGGAUACCUUGAAAAAAGCCUUUGAGGAUGCAGAAAGAGAAGAUCCUGGUAUAUCUGAAAAAAUCAUGCAUGCUGUUUUCAAAAAAUUUGAUGAGAUGACACCUUGA
Messenger RNA from Scutellospora calospora, 1299 nucleotides. Lineage: Eukaryota; Fungi; Glomeromycota; Glomeromycetes; Diversisporales; Gigasporaceae. The record is from the annotation of a GenBank genome assembly.